This is a messenger RNA of Heterotrigona itama, 664 nucleotides long. The record is from the annotation of a GenBank genome assembly. Lineage: Eukaryota; Metazoa; Arthropoda; Insecta; Hymenoptera; Apidae.
AUGAAAGAUUUGACGAGUAUAACGUGGCAAAAAUCAGCAAUAUUGUCUCUUUGCACAAGCAUAAUUAUUACAUUAUGCACUGUAACGGCAAGUUUCAAAACAGAUGAUUCAACUAAAGAAUCUUCUCGCUGUGGUGGUUGCAGCCAUAGCAGGCAAACCACCACAGAGAACUUCUACGAGAAUAAAGCAGAUGAUUAUUGUUUAGCGAAUGAUCCACUUCAUACUUACGAAAAUACUGCUACGAAUCACAGAGAUCGUUUAAAAAAUAUGGUCAAAAUAAAGGCGGGCACUUUCACGAUCGGUACAAACGAUCCUGUAUUCGUCGCUGACGGCGAAGGACCGAAACAACAAAUUUAUCUAGAUAGUUUUUACAUAGACGAGAUGGAAGUGAGCAAUCGUGAUUUUGGAAGAUUUGUUCACGCGACUAAUCAUCGAACAGAAGCGGAAAAAUUUGGAGAUUCAUUCGUAUUUGGAGGUCUGUUAGAAGAAAAAGUUCGAGCGAAUAUAACGCACGCUGUUGCUCAAGCGCCUUGGUGGUUACAAGUGAAAAAUGCAAACUGGCAAAAUCCAGAGGGUCCUGAUUCUGAUAUAAAGAGUAUGUUUACUCUAUUUUAUUUUUCCAGUUGGUCGACAAUUGGAGACAAAAGAAAAUAAAAUUGAAUAA